AUGGAGAAAUUUGCCGAUAUCGAAGUUGUUGCUGGUCAGAAUUAUUCGAUUCAGAUCUUGAUGACGAACGAGUUGCUAGUCGAUCAAGUGGGAAGCCUGUCCCCGGGUGGUGUGCGGCUCGGAGGCAACGAGCUCAUGGACGAAGACAAGGCCAUUGAUGACGCGAUUCAACUGGCCAGAUCAGUCGACGUUCCCAUCCUUUUGGUCGGCUUAGGCUCCGACUUCGAGUACGAAGCAUCGGAUCGUUCCGAUUUGCUCUUGCCAGGGCGUGUGAAUGAGAUGAUUCAUCGGGUCUUAAGAGCUAACUCGAACACGGUCAUUAUCAACCAGUCAGGAAUGCCCAUUGAGAUGCCAUGGAUCAACUCGGCAAGUACCGUUGUUCAGGCAUGGCUUGGGGGGCAAGAGGCAGGUCACGCUAUUGCCGAUGUUCUCUUCGGCGAUAUAUGCCCCUCCGGCAGGCUGUCCGUGACGUUUCCGAAGAGAAUACAAGACACCCCAGCCUACAUCAACUUUGGGAAAUCUGAUAGAACCAUCGUUUAUGGAGAGGGCGUGUUUGUUGGUUAUCGGUACUAUGAGAAAGUCGAUGUCCGGCCAGAGUUUUACUUUGGAUUUGGUCUGUCGUACACGGAAUUCGCCUACUCGAACUUGGCCGCACCUACAGCGUUCAGCAAUAUCAACGGCGAGAUCCAAGCUGAAGUAGCUGUCGAUGUGACAAACACUGGACAGUGCAAUGGCAUGGAAGUUGUCCAGAUCUACAUUUCUGACCUCCACGCAAGCAUUCAGCGACCGCAUCGAGAGCUCAAAGCCUUCUCCAAGGUUGACCUUCUUCGGGGCGAAUCUCGCACAUGCCGCUUCCUCCUCGACAAGUAUGCUCUGUCGUAUUGGUCUGAAGAGGAGGAUGCGUGGAAAGCGGAGGCAGGGGAUUUUGCGGUUGUGAUUGCGCGUAGUGCGGAUCCAAGAGACGAGGUUUUGAGAACCACCAUCAACCUCUCCGAGACGUUCUGUUGGUCCGGUUUGUAG
Molecule: messenger RNA, 1020 nt
Organism: Colletotrichum karsti
Lineage: Eukaryota; Fungi; Ascomycota; Sordariomycetes; Glomerellales; Glomerellaceae
Exons: 2
Coding region: 1-1020 (339 amino acids)
Biological process (GO): glucan catabolic process
Molecular function (GO): beta-glucosidase activity
Source: RefSeq, a predicted model, not a curated record